AUGGGAACUAUCAACUUCGCUAUGCUGGGAAACAUUCCGUCCAACUUCACCCCGAACAUAGCCUUGUUCCGUGCACCCGUCACGUCUCCUCCAUACCGCGUUGACCUCCCGGUGGCGAAACAAGUUGACGCGAUCCUUGAUCAAUAUCUUGCGGCUGGUCUGAUCCAACAUUCGACCUCGCCCUACUCGAGUCCUUUAGUAGUCAUACCGAAGAAAUCUGGUGGUGUUCGCAUCACUGUCAAUUCUCGCAAGCUCAAUAAGCUUUGCGCUUUGAGCCAGCUUCCGAUUCCUCGAGUUGAUGAUACUUUGGACAAGUUGUUGAACGGGCGAAAUUUUUCCCUUUUUGACAUGAAGUCUUCGUUCCACCAAGUCACGGUUCACCGUAAAACNCUGAAGAUGCCGCAAGGCAGUUCUGCUGCUCCUGGGUGGUUUUGCAAGGUUGUCAACGAAGUCAUCAAAAAUCUCCACGGUGUUGCAUCGUAUUUGGAUGAUUUAAUCGUUUUUGACGACAACCCUGCGUCUCAUGUUGACACCAUGCGCGCUCUGUUUGAACGUUUGCGCACACACAACUUGAAACUCACCCCACCAAAGGCCACCGUUGGCGCUACAGAGGCGGACUUCCUCGGCCACACCAUCUCUCCCGACGGUGUUCGGCCUAACGGGGCCACGGCCACCGUUGGCGCUACAGAGGCGGACUUCCUCGGCCACACCAUCUCUCCCGACGGUGUUCGGCCUAACGGGGCCAAGGUCGCGGCCCUAACCAAAAUGCCCAUGCCCAGGGAUGUUAAACAACUUCGCUCUCUUCUCGGCGGCCUCAGCUACUAUCGCAAGUUUCUUCCCAACAUGACUACGCGCAUUCGGCCUCUGACCACUCUUCUUAAGAAGCAGGCGACGUUCGUCUUCAUCCCUGCCAUGGCGCAAGCUGUUCGCGUCCUGCUGUCUGAAUUGGCCAACCCUCCUGUCUUGGUUUAUCCGGAUUGGGAUGCCGUUUCGGACGGCUCGCGACCUUUUCUUCUCUACUGUGAUGCUAGUCGCGAUGGAUUCGGUGGGACUCUCGAACAAGAACAGCCGGACGGCUCCAUCCGACUAAUCGUCUUCAUCAGCCGAGCCACUUUGGACUCCGAACGUCAUUGGACCCCCCUCGACCUCGAAGCGGGUAGCAUCGUGUGGUCCAUCAAACGACUUCGCGGUUAUCUGUGGGGUACUAAAUUUCGCAUUUUUACUGACCACAAGUCUCUUGAGCAUUUUGCCAAGGUGGGGGAGAACAAUGCCCGCGUUCAGCGUUGGCUCGAAUUUCUUACCGCUUACAAUUACACUCUCGAGUACCGCAAGGAGGCGGACUUCCUCGGCCACACCAUCUCUCCCGACGGUGUUCGGCCUAACGGGGCCAAGGUCGCGGCCCUAACCAAAAUGCCCAUGCCCAGGGAUGUUAAACAACUUCGCUCUCUUCUCGGCGGCCUCAGCUACUAUCGCAAGUUUCUUCCCAACAUGGCUACGCGCAUUCGGCCCCUGACCACUCUUCUCAAGAAGCAAUCGACGUUCGUCUUUACCCCUGCCAUGGAGCAAGCUGUUCGCACCCUGCUCUCUGAAUUGGCCAACCCUCCUGUCCUGGUUUAUCCGGAUUGGGAUGCCGUUUCGGACGGUUCGCGACCUUUUCGUCUCUACUGUGAUGCUAGUCGCGAUGGGUUCGGUGGGACUCUCGAACAAGAACAGCCGGACGGCUCCAUCCGACUAAUCGUCUUCAUCAGCCGAGCUACUUUGGACUCCGAACGUCAUUGGACUCCCCUCGACCUCGAGGCGGGUAGCAUCGUGUGGUCCAUCAAGCGACUUCGCGGUUAUCUGUGGGAUGACGAUGAGGAGGGCGUGUUCUUCAUCCGUUCUUGUGGCCUUACGCCUUCCGGCCAUCGCGCCGUGGGUGUUGGCUUGGGUGGGCUCGUCCCCACUUCCCCGACUUCGGUCUUGGGUGNGGACGGUUACAUGUUGACGAUGAUGGGUUGGUCUUGCUUGUUCGCAAGCACACAGCACCCCCGUCGUCUACGACCGCACGUCCUGGUGGGCGUGCUGCUCGCCUUCUCAACGACGAACCCAUUCGGAAUUUUGUUCCUAUGCUCAUGCGUCCGUGGAUCAUGCAAGCCUGUCACUUUGAUGCCUCCUUNGCUCUCUGAAUUGGCCAACCCUCCUGUCCUGGUUUAUCCGGAUUGGGAUGCCGUUUCGGACGGUUCGCGACCUUUUCGUCUCUACUGUGAUGCUAGUCGCGAUGGGUUCGGUGGGACUCUCGAACAAGAACAGCCGGACGGCUCCAUCCGACCAAUCGUCUUCAUCAGCCGAGCCACUUUGGACUCCGAACGUCAUUGGACCCCCCUCGACCUCGAAGCGGGUAGCAUCGUGUGGUCCAUCAAACGACUUCGCGGUUAUCUGUGGGGUACUAAAUUUCGCAUUUUUACUGACCACAAGUCUCUUGAGCAUUUUGCCAAGGUGGGGGAGAACAAUGCCCGCGUUCAGCGUUGGCUCGAAUUUCUUACCGCUUACAAUUACACUCUCGAGUACCGCAAGGGUUCAGCAAAUGGCAACGCUGAUUUCCUCUCUCGCCUUCCGAUCGAUGCGGCGGAAUGUGACCGAUCUGGUCGCAGUCGAUUGACGCCAGAUGACGAUGAGGAGGGCGUGUUCUUCAUCCGUUCUUGUGGCCUUACGCCUUCCGGCCAUCGCGCCGUGGGUGUUGGCUUGGGUGGGCUCGUCCCCACUUCCCCGACUUCUGUCUUCGGUGGGCUGGCCCCUUUUACAGGUUA
Messenger RNA from Ectocarpus sp. CCAP 1310/34, 2786 nucleotides. Lineage: Eukaryota; Phaeophyceae; Ectocarpales; Ectocarpaceae. The record is from the annotation of a GenBank genome assembly.